AUGGCAUUCCAUCGUAAGCUGGUCGCGACGGGAGCCAUGGGUGGUCUCACAGAUGAGCGCCGGUUAUCCACGACUUUUAUCAAUCGAAUAAUUCAGGAGUUGGGCGCAUCAGUUCUCGAACGGUUUCAAGUGCUGAAUACUAAUACGGCGUGUGCGCUCUUGCCAUCAAUUCCUGCUGCGCAGCGUUUGAUCACCAGUUUGACCGUCAAGGGUACGGGCCACUUUGUGUCCCCUUAUAUUCAACUUUUUGUUCCCUCCACUGCUACACGCGAUAAGAACAAUGGACGGGAGGAAGAUGAUGCUGAUUGCCGCUGGGCAACAUUCUACGCUAUGCUAUACCACAGUGAUCUAACACAUGAGGCAAUGAGUGUCUGGCGCGAGACAGGCGAUGGAAUUACAAGUCGCCAUGCAGAAUUCGCGCUUGAAUGGUUUCAAUUUCUUGAGUCCCGGUGUAUCAAUGACUCAUUUUGCGCAAGACCCGACCUCAUCCAAGACGAGGCGCUGGGGAAGGACCUACCAUCCCUACCGCCAGCUGCCACUACAGCUAAGGAGGUAGAUGCAAUAAAGGCUCUGCUUGCAAAGUCCGCGGCAUCGGAUAUUCCUGGCCAGACCCCUGUUUUUCCACGCGAUGUAUUCCUGUAUCCCAAAGGGCUAUGUGGCAUAUAUGCAGUUGCCAGGUGCCUGGUCCCUGACGGUCUAGCGGCGGAAUCACAAGUAGUGAUCUACGGAUGGCCAUACGCCGAGACAGUGAAAUGUGUCGAGCGCAGUGGAUGGGGCCGUGUGAUCCUCUAUGGCAAAGGAACUGAGGCGGACCUGGACGAUCUGGAAAAGAAACUGGUGGCAGGGGAACGGAUCCAGGUGUUGUUUUGCGAGCUGCCCAGUAACCCACAACUCACGUCACCUGAUUUAGAUCGGAUCAGGCGACUCGCAGAUAACUACGGAUUUGUGGUGGCGUGCGGCGAGACCUUGGGCACCUUCGUGAACGUUGAUAUUCUUUUGCCAUGCUUACCAUUGACAGCAUCAUUGUCGGUAUUUUCGGCCACUGCCUCCUGUUCUCGGGCUGUCCGUGUUUCGAUAUGCGGAGACUUCAUGAACGGACGAGGCUGA
Messenger RNA from Penicillium subrubescens, 1107 nucleotides. RefSeq lists its product as uncharacterized. The coding region runs from base 1 to 1107 and encodes 368 amino acids. The record is from RefSeq and is a predicted model, not a curated record. The transcript is spliced from 3 exons. NCBI's taxonomy places the organism in Eukaryota, Fungi, Ascomycota, Eurotiomycetes, Eurotiales, Aspergillaceae. Gene Ontology annotation, molecular function: cystathionine gamma-synthase activity. Gene Ontology annotation, biological process: transsulfuration.